Messenger RNA from Caenorhabditis angaria, 2569 nucleotides. The record is from the annotation of a GenBank genome assembly. NCBI's taxonomy places the organism in Eukaryota, Metazoa, Nematoda, Chromadorea, Rhabditida, Rhabditidae.
UUGCGCCAGCUCCACAGAAACGUUAGAAGGUGAAUUUUAACAAAUCAAUUUCAAGCUUCAUAAAAAUAAUUCAUCUGAAACUCACAAUCAGUUUGAAAAAUUCAAUGAGCUUUCGCCAUUUUCAUAGACUUUAGAAAAAAUCAGUUUGAUUUGUAACUAAAUUGAAUUUUGAAACCAAAUUUUAUAAGGAAAUAAAUUUAAAUUUGAAUUCCAGGUUGCCUCGACUUCUCCACCAGUUAUUCCGGCUCAAGUUCGUCCACAACAUUUGACAAAAUGAAGAACGAGAUCCAAAACACCGGGGGCUUCAACUCGACCAGCUUUGAAACAAUUAACUGCUCCAAGAUCAAACGCAGGAAAAUCGGUCAGCUUCCAGUGAAAUUAGGAUCGGAUGAAAAUUCAAAUGCGAUGGUCAGUUUAGUUUUCAUUUCUAUAUUUUUGUGGAAAAUUAGAAGUUCUGAAAAUAUUUCCGGCUUGUCAGAGAAAAAUCAAUUGAAAAUUUAUGGUUUCAAAAAAUUUGAUAAUUAUAAUAACUUAUUUGUUGAUUUUCGAAAUGUUUCGAAUAUUUUCGAAAUGUUUCGAAAAUUACCACUUUCAUUUUUGGGAAGAUGUGAGUCUUGAUUUGUCUUUUAGACCCACUGAAAGAGCUUGAGAUGUCAUUUCUAAACACUAAAAUACGUGUUAGUGUCCAGAAAUUCUAUUUGGUCAUUUUCGAAACAUUUCGAAAAUGACCACGUGUUUUAGUGUUUAGAAAUGACAUUCCAAGCUUAUUCAAUGAGUCUAAAAAACAAAUCACGACUUCAGAAUCAAAUUGUUGAUUUUCGAAACUUUUCGAAAAGUUUCGAAACAUUUAAAAUUUCAGGCCCCAACCGAAUAUUUUGUCGAAUGAUGAUAGUUUGCAAAGAAUUACGCGAUCGAGAUCCAAAAGCGUGAUUCCAUCAGGACUUCUUUCAACUCCAAAAACAGCUCAAGCAGCACCAGGAAAAACGAAUGAUGGUUCUUCUCAGAGAUUCAAAAAAUCCAUAUCCAGAAUUGUCGUUCAGCCACCUGGAGAAGCAAGAAAAUUGGAACAGUUGCGAAAAGAAGUGGUCAGUUUUUUUGUGAACAAUAUUUCUCUUUUGAAAACUUUUCCUGAAUUUCUGUUACUCAAAAAUUGUUAGGUCAAAGAGUAAAUAUAAAAAUAUCAAAAAAAAUUUCAAAAUCAAAUUACAAUUUUUUUCAGGACAAUCUCAACAAAAAGAGAUAUAAUGUUGGAACGAAAGAAUGGAUCAAUAAGUUCAAAAAAGUUAUGCCACUAUUCCUGGAUCCAACUAAAAAUGAAGUUGAGUAUGUGAAGCUCGAGAAAAUAUUGAUAAGAAAAGGAGGAUCGGAAACAUAUGUAUGAUGAGAUCUACAUAGUCAAGGAGAAAACUGGUUCGGGAAUCGAAAUUCCCGAUUCCACAUGUGGGAUUUGCGUUACCACACAAGAAACUGAGAGUAUGAAAUUGGGAGAUUUUGCAAAGGAGAUGAUGAAGAAAAAGGGUCGACCUUGAAUGCAAUCAGUCUAGAAAUCACGAAUUUGCCACAGUACGUUUUUAUUUUCAAUCAAAAAUGCUUCUGAAGCCUUCUGAAACCUUCUGAAGCCUUUUGAAGCCUUCUGAAGCCUCUGAAGCUAUUUGAAGCUUUCGGAACCCUUUCGAAUCACAAAAAAUGCUUCUGGAAGACUUCCGGCGAACUCUGAAGCCUCUGAAGCCUCCAAAAUCCUUCUCAAGCAGAAAAAAUGUUUUUGAAAAAUAAAUCAGAUUUCAAAAACAAAAGAGAAUUCAAAAAAAAUUUUACAGGCUAAAUUCAAAGUUCGAGCAACGAAAAAUAGUAAGACAGAUGUCAAUGACUCAAAAAUUGAUCGACAUUGGCCAACUUGCAAAAAAUCUUCAUCCGACUGUUAGAAACUACUUGUUGGCAAAUUCUUACACGAAUUCACAUUUCGAUUUUGGUGGAAGCAAUGUCUUCUACGCACAUCGUUGCCGGCAAAAAAGUCUUCCUUGCCGCACGACCAGAGGUUGGAUUCAUUCAGUGUUCACGCCAGAGGGUAUAACGUUUUCGGCGGUAAUUAUCUAUCGCUUAACAAAAUCAAUAUCCAUCUUCGGUUAGUUUUUUCAACGCCAAUUUUGGGGUAUUUUUUCAAGCUCUCUACAUAGAUUUAUUUCUUGAUAGAAGUUUUUAAUGAGGAAAUUUCUGGAAUUUAAGCUAGGGGUUCACCUAAGCCUCCUGGAAAAACUCAACCUGAUUUUCAAGAACUUCUAGAAAUUUUUACACUGAUUUUCGAAUUUUAAGAUUUUUCAUUUCAAGUUAGCAUAACCUCUAGAAAAAAUCCAGGGGUUCACGAAAUAAAGUUGAUCUUCUAGAAUUGUUCUAAAAGAUCUAGGUAGUUUUACCAGAUUUUCAAAUAUUAGCCAUAAUAUAUUUUUUUCAAAUACAUAUUUUCAGAAUCCACGAAAUCAAACAAGAAUUGAUCCAAAAACAAGACAUCGAUUUGUAUGUGACUUUUACGAAUUUCGAGCUAAUUCAACUUUGUGUUGCCAAAAUUGGUUGA